AGCACGUGCUAUGUGCUCGCGUACAACGGUGGACUUGUCUUGAAUUGUGGCAAGAGACAAGGCACUUGCGCGGAUGCAGCAUCAGGAGGAGUCUGCUCGUUUAUUUCGUGUGGCUGGCCACCGCCUUCCAUUCGCCCCCCGCCCGUUGCUGCAGGAGUCCUCUCCCCCCCUGACUGGAUACAUGAAGAAUUUUCUGUAAACGACAUCUCCACGGCAAUAAUGGGCCGCAAGCUAAUUACGGCGUUGAUGUGUUGAUAUACAGAUAUUUAAAAUAUCAAAUAUGAAUCAUGCAUUUGAUAUUUCUGGCAAAUUUGCUCGUGAGCAUCCUUGCGCCCUGGCUCCAUCCAUCCAUAGCGUCAAUUGCUUCUCACGGAGGAGAGAAUGAGGGGCUUCAGAGGGACGAGGUGACCGCAGCACCGGCCACAGACAACACAAGUCACCACAAAGCCGAGCAUGUGAUCACCUACCCCUCCCGACUCAUCUACUACCUGAAUGAGGACUCGGAGAGCACUUACCACGACCUGGACACCCGUGCCAGGAAUCAGGCCACCGAUGGUCACGAUCAGGCGGUCCACCUUGCACAAGCUAGUUUCCAGUUAGAGGCCUUUGGCUCCAGAUUUGUACUGGACCUAACGUUAAACAAUGACUUGUUGUCAUCGGAUUAUGUGGAGAUCCACUAUGAAGAGGGAAAACCUGUUCUUUCAAAGGGUGGUGAGCACUGUUACUACCAUGGCCAGGUGAGGGGAAAAGAUGACUCUCAUGUGGCCUUGUCUACCUGCAAUGGCCUGCACGGGAUGUUUGAUGAUGGACUCCACGUGUAUCUGAUUGAGCCUCUGCAACAGACUCACCCGAUUGAUACAGCUGCGCGGCCCCACACCCUGCGCAGAACGCCCACCCUGCAGUGGAACAACGACCCGGAGGAGUUGGUGGAGGAGGAGCAGCUACUCUCGGAGAUGGAUGACAUGUCCUGGCUGAAGCGCAGGAAAAAGCGGGAUAUGCCAAGGAAUGUCUUUGAGGAAAUGAAGUAUUUGGAGAUUAUGAUCGUCAGUGACUACAAUAUGUACAAACGACACAAAACCAAGCAGCACACCAGGAACUUUGCCAAGUCAGUGGUUAACCUUGUGGAUGCUGUCUUCAAGGAGCACCUGCACACGCGGGUGGUUCUGGUUGCCGUGGAGAUCUGGACAGACAAGGACCAGAUUCCCAUCAGUGUGAAGCCGCUGGACAUGCUUAAAGACUUCUCCAAGUACCGGGCGCACCAGGUCAAGCAGCACGCCGACGCCGUUCACCUUUUCUCCAACGUGACCUUUCACUAUCGCCGUAGCAGCGCAGCGUAUUUUGGGGGCUUGUGCUCGGUGAGCCGAGGAGUGGGAGUCAAUGAGUACGGCACUUCGUGGACCAUGGCUUCAUCCCUAUCCCAGAGCUUGGCACAGAACCUCGGCAUCCAGUGGGACCCAGCCGCCAAGAGAAAGGAAUGUGGCUGUGUGGACUCCUGGGUGGGCUGUAUCAUGGAGGACACUGGAGUCCAGCAUCCCCGUAAGUUCUCCAAGUGCAGCAUCUCAGACUACAAGGAGUUUCUGCUGAAGGGCGGGGGGUCGUGUCUUUUCAACAGGCCCACCAAGCUGUACGAAUCCACCGAGUGUGGCAAUGGAUACAUCGAGGUGGGAGAGGAGUGCGACUGUGGAGCUAGAGCCGAGUGCUACAAGGAGUGCUGCAAGAAGUGUUCGCUCGCUAACGGCGCUCAUUGUGCCGACGGACCUUGCUGCAACAACACCUGUCUGUUCUACCCGCGAGGUUACAGCUGUCGCUAUGCGGUGAACGACUGUGACAUAUCAGAGACCUGCUCAGGGGACACUGGUCAGUGCCCUCCAAACCUCCACAAACAAGAUGGCUACCACUGUCAGGUGGACCAGGGACGCUGCUACAGUGGCGAGUGUAAGACCAGAGGGAACCAGUGCAAAUACAUCUGGGGCCCGAGGGCGGGAGGCUCCGAGAAGUUCUGCUACGAGAAGCUCAACACAGAGGGAACAGAGAAGGGAAACUGUGGGAGGGACGGAGAGAAAUGGCUUCAGUGCAGCAAGCACGACGUGUUCUGCGGUUUCCUGCUGUGCAGCAACAUCGGCCGUAACCCGCGCAUCGGCGUAAUGAAGGGCGACAUCACCCCCACCUCCUUCAACCACCAGGGCAGGCUGGUGGACUGCAGCGGCGGCCAUGUUCUUCUGGACGAUGAGACGGACUUGGGCUACGUGGAGGACGGUACGCCCUGCGGGCCAUCCAUGAUGUGCCUUGACCACAAGUGUCUGCCCAUCCAGUCCCUCAACAUGAGCUCCUGCCCCAGCGGGCCGAACGGAAAGGUGUGCUCCGACCACGGGGUGUGCAACAACGAGGCCACAUGCACCUGCGAUGCCACCUGGGCGGGGACGGACUGCAGCAUGCCCGACCCCCCCAAGGAGCCGGCGCCCCCAGAAGACGAGGGACCGAAGGGUCCUAGUGCCACCAAUCUUAUAAUAGGGUCCAUCGCCGGAGCCAUCCUGGUGGCUGCCAUAGUGCUGGGGGGGACUGGAUGGGGCUUUAAGGUUCGAGGGUGACAGUUUAGGCGGAAGUGGUGAGAGAGAAGCCAGGGCCAUAUUGUUGGCCCGCAGCCUUUGUGCCAUGGCUGGCCACACCCACCUGGAUGGCCAGGCUCCGCCCUAGAGCAGAGCAGGACUCCCGGACCCGCCCACACCAGCUGCCAUUGCUGCCUGCUUCACAGACCUGGUACAGACACGGCGCAUUGCACUGCAUGACCCACCACGCACAUCAAUAGUGCCACCUCCCACUGGCCUACUAUUGGAACAGGUGCAUGACAGACUGCUAGAAGCCCCACAUCAAGCCACAUUACGGGGAGGUUAUGCAGAACUCCUGUUGUUGUCGUUAACAUGUUGUUGGUGGUGUUGUCGUUGUUUUGGUUGUUCUUGAUGUGUUCCUCUUUCCCCCCUUUUAUAGAGUACAUUUGUGUUGGUUCUCUCUUUCCCCCAGAUGGUAAUGUUUUUUGAAUGGAACUAUUUUCCUGUCAGAUGUGCUAAUUGAGAGAUCUGUGUCUUGUCCUCGUGUUUUGGAAAGCUAACUGUAUGCCGCAUGGACUAGGGCAGCCUUUUCUCACUGGCGCCUGCUACAGCAGCUUAUUGUGAUCUCUAAUGGGAAUCACAAUAUGGGAUGUCAGAAAAAUGCACUCUUUGGGCUUUUUUCAAAAGGCAUUUAAGCAGCAAUUCACACACGCACACAACAUUGUACAUAUCAAUAAUUACCCAGUCAAACUAAUACUGGAAAUAGCAGCCCAGUAGGGAAAUAAAAUGAAAACGCUGCUGUUGUUGCCAGUGAGAGGAGAGUGGCUGCUUCUCCAUGGUUCACUGACUGUAUCACCGACAUCAGCGACACGCCAGACUUGACCUCUUAUCUUCUCUCCCCAACUCUCCCCCUGAACGUGAAGAAAUGUAAAGAAGCGACGGUAUGACCCCAACGCCAGCGCCAUAUAAAGCCCAAGGAGAGCUCAGAGGGCAGAGGGAUUCUACCAGGCUUCCCCAGUACUCUACAGCUGGACUGCACUUAACUGCUGCUGAUUUUUUGGCAUUAGAUUUACUUGAAAAAGACAGUUUAACAAACUCCCAUCUUAGUCAUGUAGAAAAGCCGCCUUCUUUAACCCCAGGCACCUAUCCACUCAUCUAACAACCCUCCGACCAGAUCUCUGGAGCCACAGAACUCCUCUGUUCUGGUGGUUAGUGCCAGAGGACAGACGUUCUGACGGGACCCCACACCAUUCUAUGACCUCACCAGGCAUGACCUCCCACACAGAGCGUGCAGCUCGCUGGUCCAGGCAUGAGGAGCCCUUCGCUAAAGGAACCUGCAUGGCUGCCGAAGCUAUGAACGACACACAGCAAAAUAAAAUAAAAAGAGAGAGAAAUUGCUAACGAAUCAUGAAAGAAUGGAGUAAAUAGCCUAAUUACAAAUGGGAAACGGAGACCACUUUCGAGUGAAGGAAAUCUAUACAUCAGGAACAUUUGUAUAUAAAAGAGAAAGUGUUGAAGUUCUGAAUGAUAACAUAUCCUUUUACACUGACACACUGCUUUAGUUUCUUAUUCUUAAGCAUGUUGUAUAGCGGGUGUUUUUGGCAAUGUUAAUGAAAAACGGUUCCGCAUUUAUGAUUUGGUCCAAAGCGCUAUGGAUUACCAAUACAAUACAAUGUAAUCAAUUACCUAUUAGGUGUUCAGUAAACUUAUCACACGCUACAUACUGUAUUUAACCAAUACAGAGGUCAAGGGUCAGGUUCAGUAUCCCUGGGCCCGAGCAGAUAUCGAGGGUAUACAGUUUUUUCUCUAGCGGUCGGGGCACCGUGACGAUAGAUCACAGAUAACCCAGUCUAUGAAUGACGUCAAGGAGUUCCGUAAGUACUUACAGCGGUUACUCCGAAACCAAAGAAUCAAUCACGUGGAAUGUUUGGAUUUCGUCGCACACAGAGCACUUUCCCCUUUUGUCUGCAGUCUGUGUGCCUCCGUCUCUCGGUGCUGCUGGCCGGCUCACAGCGUGUCUCCGCAGACGUGUUUUACCUGUGUGAUCGGGUGGUGUCAUUAUUUAACAGUCCUCAUCAACACCCACUAUACUGUCUGGCUUGGCCUUGUGCUCUCAUAAACUCUUAACUAGAAAAUCAAGUUCCGCUCUACUGGUACGCUGCAUGCAUUUACACUAUACUGGGCUUUAAUUCUAUAGGGGAGUCCCAAAAUCCGCAAGAUUAAAAUAUGCUACAAAAGAUAGGUGCAUGUCAACAAACAAAACAUUUAACUUUUAUUUCUAUGCAAAGAAAGAUAUUGCACAAACAUAUGGGUUAUUAAAUGUAAUUAUGAUAUCGGUAUAAAAACGGAACAAAAAACUUUUUGCGAAUCAGCCAACCUUUUGUAUUCGGACACUCCCACAUCUUGUUUCAUUUCGCUUACAGUACAAGUACUAAAAUAAAGAAUGAAAAAGCUUAAUUGAAUAACAUCCAUACGACAACUGAAAGGAGCAUCCUUUUACAUUUGUGAAAUUGAAAAAAUACUAUUUUUUCGGUGUGUGUGUGUGUGCGUGGGUGUGUGUGAUUUUCAACCGAUCAAAGAUGCCAUUUCUGAUUUGACAGACUGUAUGUGCGAAGCCUCGACAGGUUACUUUUCCAGGACUUUUGUUUCCAGUCCAGCUGACCUACAGUUGGUGUGUUUCAGGUGCUGCCAUGGCACUGGCAUUAUGUAAACCUCCAUGUUAAUCAUAAUCCCGUGUCCCUAACACUGCAUCAUGUACAGUUCGACAGACAAAUAAACUACUGAAGUAUUUUA
This is a messenger RNA of Esox lucius (northern pike), 5339 nucleotides long. It is a transcript of the gene adam23b, whose product is annotated as disintegrin and metalloproteinase domain-containing protein 23. The record is from RefSeq and is a predicted model, not a curated record. Gene Ontology annotation, biological process: proteolysis. Gene Ontology annotation, cellular component: presynaptic membrane. The transcript has 26 exons. NCBI's taxonomy places the organism in Eukaryota, Metazoa, Chordata, Actinopteri, Esociformes, Esocidae. Gene Ontology annotation, molecular function: metalloendopeptidase activity. The coding region runs from base 288 to 2588 and encodes 766 amino acids.